This is a messenger RNA of Eremothecium gossypii ATCC 10895, 1155 nucleotides long. It is a transcript of the gene SMM1, whose product is annotated as tRNA-dihydrouridine(20) synthase (NAD(+)). The record is from RefSeq and is marked provisional. Gene Ontology annotation, biological process: tRNA dihydrouridine synthesis. Lineage: Eukaryota; Fungi; Ascomycota; Saccharomycetes; Saccharomycetales; Saccharomycetaceae. Bases 1 to 1155 code for a protein of 384 amino acids. Gene Ontology annotation, cellular component: cytoplasm. Gene Ontology annotation, molecular function: tRNA dihydrouridine synthase activity; flavin adenine dinucleotide binding. The transcript has a single exon.
AUGGCAAACUACGCGGGCAAGCUUGUGCUGGCGCCGAUGGUGCGCGCGGGCGAGCUACCGACCCGGUUGCUUGCUCUGCGGCACGGCGCCGACCUGGUGUGGGGCCCGGAAAUCAUCGACAAGAAAUUGGUGCAGUGCCAGCGGGUGCCGAACGACGAACUGCAGACGGUGGACUAUGUAUUGCCUAGCACGCAUGCAGGAAAGCCCCCAGUGGUGGUGUUCCGGACGGCGCCGGCGCUGGAGGGCGGGCGCGUGAUCUUCCAGCUGGGGACGGCGAGCCCGACUUUGGCGGUGCGUGCGGCGAACACUGUGAUCGGUGAUGUGGCCGGCAUCGACGUGAACGCCGGGUGCCCCAAGCACUUCUCGAUCCAUGCCGGGAUGGGCGCUGCACUGCUGCGCACGCCAGACACGCUGUGCGGGAUUCUGCGUGCGCUGGUGGACGAGGUAGGGCGGCCGCACUCGAAGCCCAUCAGCGUGAAGAUUCGGCUGCUGGACGACCUGGCGGCCACGCUCGAUCUGGUGGAGAAGCUCUGUGCGACUGGCAUCAGCAACCUGACGGUUCACUGCCGUACGACUCCGAUGCGAAACCGGGAGGCCCCGAUCCGCAGCUACCUGGCGUCCAUUUUCGAGCUGUGCCAGGCCAGCAAAGUGUCACUUAUAAUGAACGGAGCGCUGGAAGGUCGCAAGCACUUUGAGGAGGUCCGCGCCGAGCUAAAGCUACCCACCGACGUUGGCGGAAUGAUCGCGGAGGCGGCAGAGGCAAACCCAACGGUCUUCUCGUUGAAUCCGCUGCCGUGGCACCAGGCCGUACCCGAAUAUCUACAGAUUGCGGACCAAUACCGUAAUCAUACCAGCAACACGAAGUACAUGAUGAAUCGCAUGGUUCCUGGCAAGUCACCCUUCUACCAGUACUUCAUCCGCUGCAAGACCUCGGAUGACUUCCUCUAUGUGGGGAAGCAGCUAGGUCCGAAUGGGGAAUGCCUCUCCGACCCGACAGAAUACCUUGCAAAGAGCAGGAAGGAGGAGCAGCAGGAGAAAAAGGCGACCAAGGGCAAGUUGCUGCAGCAUCAUGAUGAGUCGCAAUCGAAGGGCAAGCGUGUUCUCGAAGAUGAGAAUUCGCAGGAAUCGAAGCGGACCAAGACAGAGCAGGCAUGA